UUCCCUUGAGUUUCCCGAUUUAACAUGCCUUCUCCGUUAUCAGUGUGUAUAUUCGUGGCAAUUUCAGGUUUUUGUUUUGUGAACGCCGUCAAACAUCAAUACAACGGGGACAAGGUUUUUCGCGUCUUCUUAGAAAGUGAGGAUGCGUUUCAGUAUGUAGAGAAAAUAAUCGGAGAAGGACCUUGGGAGCUAGAUGAAUGGGCCCGCCAUGUCUACUCUGCUACGAACGCCACCAUCGACAUCAGGGUCCCCAAACCCAUCCUGAGGCGCUUUAGGCGCAAGUUGAGGGGAGAUGGAAUAAGAUACAAGAUUGUUAUACACAACUUGCAAAGUUUGAUAGAUGAUGAAAUGGACCUUGAGAAACCCCGCCACAGACGAGACGCGACGGGCAAGACAGUGAAUGCGGAAGACCAAGAUGGGCCACGCUACCUCUGGGACAACAUCGUCGGAAGAUACGUCACCUUUGACGAGAUAAUGAACUGGAUCCAGAACAUUGCCGACACCAGUCCCCUGGCGUCCAUCAUCGAUAUCGGCAAAUCAUUUGAAGGGAGACCACUCAAAGUUCUCAAGCUCAAUGGAACGAGAUCAUCAGAUCCCAGCGAGAAACCGCGGCCUGGUAUCUGGUUAGAUGGAGGGAUUCACGCCAGAGAAUGGAUAAGUCCCGCUACAAUGAAUUACAUCAUAUUCAACAUGGUGCAAGGUUACGGCAAGAUCCGAGAGAUCACUGAUCUAUUGGACUACUUCGAUUGGUACUUUAUGCCGGUGUCCAACCCUGAUGGAUAUGAAUACUCCAUGACAACGGAACGUUUAUGGAGGAAAAGUCGCAGCAUCAGUGGACACUCAUUUUGCCGGGGAGUGGACCUCAAUAGGAACUUUGGACAUCACUGGAUGGACUGCAAGCCCAUGUUUUAUCUGUGCGCAAGCAGCGACCCCUGCCGAGGAACCUUCGCUGGGGACGCACCCUUCUCCGAGAAAGAGAGCAUAGCCAUGUCACAGUUCCUCAAGGCUCAACAAGAGAAUGACAAAUUCGUCUUUUAUUUCUCGCUCCAUUCCUUCUCUCAAAUAUGGCUGCUGCCAUGGGGUUAUACGAAGAGCAAGCGGCCAGCUGAUAUCAAUGACCUAACCGAGGUAGCUCAGGUUGGUGUGGAUGCUCUCAAUAGGACACAUGGCACAAGUUACACCAUGGGAUCCCCUGCAAGUAUUUUAUAUGCUGCGGGUGGCAAUUCCCUGGAUUGGGCAAAGGGUGUCGCAAAGAUCAAAUACUCCUAUAUCCUGGAACUCAGAGAUACUGGCGAGUACGGUUUCCUCCUACCAGAAUCCCACAUUAUGGAGACGGCUGAGGAAACGUUUAACGGAAUCAAAGCAGCCGUCAGUUAUUAUGUCAGGAAAUCCUCUUUGGAGAAUGAACCGGUUGAGGAGAAACUUGCACUGUUCAUCGAGACGGUCCUUGACAUGGCUCUAGAUGAUGAACAUUAGGAUGGGGACCUGGUUCAAUGAGUGAUGGUCGUCAAGGCCAACCACGUUGAAAGUAUGAGCGACAACAACAGGUCCUGUGUGAAAAGAUGAUAAGCUGCCACAGACGAACAGUAUCUUGGUUGCACAAACCAUUAAUUUUGAAUUGAGUUUUGAUAUCAAAGAGAAAACCAUUUGGGACUGGAGAAUUUUGAUUGGUAGUGUGGUCAUGUUAAUGAGGUGGUCGCCAACCGGGGUUCCACUGUACUGGGAACUUUCGAGCUCACCGUUAGACAUUGAGAAAUAUCCCAGGCCCCAACCAUGUGGCUUGUUCUAGUGACAAAGUUUUUUUCGAAGACAAAAAGUUGAAAUUCAAACAUUUUGGAAUGAGUCUUGGACCCCUCCGAACAAAACAUUUUAAUUUAUUUGACGAGUCAUGCUACUGUCUUAUAUCGACAUAACACAAAUUCUUAUCUUUGAACUGAAACUUAAAAGCUUGAAGUAUCUUAAUUACCCACUUUAUAGCAUCAGCAGACAAUACAUAACCAAGGACAAGCCAUUUGAAGCAGAACACCAGCACUGAUGUCUUCUGGUGAAAUGAUUUCUUUACCAUUUCGUUGCCUUCCCACUUGUUUGUGAUAUGAUAUCUGUAUAGGUUUUUUCAAAUAUUAUGGUUCAAUAAA
This is a messenger RNA of Lineus longissimus, 2135 nucleotides long. RefSeq names its product carboxypeptidase B-like. Gene Ontology annotation, biological process: proteolysis. The transcript has 11 exons. The record is from RefSeq and is a predicted model, not a curated record. Gene Ontology annotation, molecular function: zinc ion binding; metallocarboxypeptidase activity. The coding region runs from base 25 to 1476 and encodes 483 amino acids. Lineage: Eukaryota; Metazoa; Nemertea; Pilidiophora; Heteronemertea; Lineidae.